Messenger RNA from Dentiscutata erythropus, 1194 nucleotides. Lineage: Eukaryota; Fungi; Glomeromycota; Glomeromycetes; Diversisporales; Gigasporaceae. The record is from the annotation of a GenBank genome assembly.
GAAAAGGAUUCGAUUGCUUCAAUUGAUGAUAUAGGAGAUACCACAAGCGAGGAAUCUGAAGAUUUUUCUUUAGUAGAAUUUAACAGCUAUGAGAUUAAAAGUAAAAUCUCAAAUCUCGUAACGAUAUAUCCACGCAUGCCAACAAUUGUGAGAAUAAUCUGCGAUAACAUACAAAAUGAAAAAUUAAGUCCACAAGAUCUACUUACCAAUGGCAUUGUUAACCAUACUUUUUUACAAAAGUACCAUAAACGAUUGUUUGAUCUCAUUGUAGAGCAAGACUGUUUGGAGGAAUUAUUAUGGAGUAAAGCUGAACGAAAUCAAUAUAAAACGAAUUUGACGAUUGAGGAAGAAAAUUUUAUAUGCAAUCAUAUUAAACAUGGAUACUGUACCGCACCUAACAGUCGAGAGGACGCCAAAAAAUUUUAUAGUUGCUUAGAAAUGUUUUUGAACCAACUGGAAUGUGCUUGGGAACUACCUUUGUAUAUACAAAAAUCUUCUAAAAUUAACGAAAGUUCAUAUUCGCAUCAAGUGGUUAAGUCUGUUUGUGAUUUAUUAUUGUAUAACAUUAAAAGGGUCAAUAUCGAAUAUAAUGGACCAUCUAAAUCCACCCAAAAUCGGAACGGAGGACAGUCCGGACCAACACGUCUUCCCGACUUAAUGGUAUCUAAGAGUUUUAGAUCACCUAAUUAUAAAUGGGAAUUCAUGUUUUGUGAAAUAAGCAAUGGACCGUAUGCACUUGAUUGGGACCAUUAUUGGGGAGAUGAAUUACGACUUGGAAAAUUUUCGAAAGACUCAUGGAAUAAUGUAUAUCUCUUAACUCAGGGAAUCGAUGCCUCGGAUCAAUUAUUAAAGGAGAUGAUGGAUGAAUUGAACCAUGUGAUGAUACAUUUUUAUGGAACAAAAAUGGAUAUAUAUAUCUUAGAUCGUAAAAUGAAACCGUUUAAUCGAAUGUGCCUGGUAAAGUCAUUAGAGAUACCACUCAUAAACAGCAACGAACGAAGGACAAUACAAAUGGUAAAUAAAUUGUGUAAAGGAAUAUUAAUGGCAAACAAAUUAAUAGCUAAUGUUGUUAGGAGAAUUCAUUCGAUUAAUCAAUUGUUACUCGAAAAAGACAACCCUACCACCCCUCCAAAUCUAGUAGACUGUAAUAACUUACUUCCGACAUUUAUAACACCUGAUGGUCCAAUUUAUUAA